AUGAAGGGAUUCGGUGCCUUGACCAAGGGCCAAAACGCUGACGCCAACCUCCUGGUAUUUGGUCGAAACCCCGAAGCGAAUGUCCGACAACUAGAGGCGGCGUGGGGAACGUGUAUACGAUGGGCGGACAGUCGGGGGAUGAAGUUCGCCCCGGAAAAGAGCGAACUGAUCCAUUUCAACAAGGGGCGACGGCAGUGGUCAAACCAGCUGGAACUCACCAGCCCAGGGAGAGGCACCAGCCCCGUCAGACCGAAGGAAUCUACCAGGUUCCUGGGAGUCUGGCUGGACCGGAAGCUCAACUGGAAAGCCCACCUUGCAGCGGUGGAGAGGAAGCUGAGGACCCAGAGCUAUGCCCUGUCGAGGCUAGCGGCGUCGACAUGGGGACUGGGGCUAGCCAAAGCGCGAGAAGUGUACACAAAGUGCAUCCGGUCAGCGCUGGCCUAUGGCGCAUCGUCGUUCCACAUCCCCACGGAUGUGGGAGGCGAGCCGGUAAAGAAAGGCAUCACCAAGGCCCUCGGCAAGGCCCAGAACAAAAGCUUGCGGAUGGUAGCGGGAGCCUUCAAGCACACUCCCAUCCGCAACCUCGAGACGGAGACGUGGGUGCCGCCGUUGGACCUAUAUCUCAACAAACCGCUUGCGGACUUUGAGACCAGACUCCAGCGAACCGACCUAGACGACGGUCAAGGCGGCAAGAAGACCGCAGGGAGCGUUAUUCUUACCACCUGUCAAAGGAUACAGCAGAGACUACGCUCUAAGAGCGGUAACAGCGGCCGACCGCGAACUGUGGGACUGUGGGAGCCCACGGCGGUGGAGGAAGCCGCGAGAACAAUCGCGCGCUGGACGGGGGGGACCGUAGAUACGAACAACGUAGUAGAAGAGGCCUGGAGGGCGAGGCGUGUGGUGUUUGGCCCCACCAUUGACUCGAAGAUGGGAGAGAACUGGAAUUCGGACACGACAGGACUUUUACUCUGUUCUACACGGCAUCAAUCCCACGAUUGCAUGGCUCGCGAGGAGAGUCCUCGACUGGCUGAUGGACUCGGGGAAGCUGCCGAUGUACAACUUAGCCAGGAGGCUCGAGCUGGAAGCGGCGGCCCGAAGCGCCCCCGUUCGGAGGCCAGGGAGGCCUCCUCUCUUUGUAUACGCAGACUCACCAGAACGCAUCGUUCCUUGAUUGUUGGUAUGGGCUUUUCACCCGGCCCGGGAGGGCACGGUUUUCCUAUCAACCGGGUGGCCUACGACGCAGUCGAGAGUGCGGUCGAGAGCCCAAUAAAGCAGCAAUCGGCGCAAAUUUACGGUGACCUGACCCAUAGCCGGCCAACUACCCCGUUGCUUUUCACCGCAGACGAGGAUCUCAACGCUAACUACGAUAUUUACGCCAUCCGCUUUCCCCGCCCGGCCGUGCACACAGGAAGUGAGGACGACGAGGAUGACACUGUCUCCAUUUGCUCCGACGACAUUGACCGCGAGGACCGCUUUGGCUGGUACAACAAUUCCCGCGAUUUCCUCGCCGUUGAAACAAUCCCUUGCCCGUCUUGGGCUCGAUGGAGCAAUGACGGCUCCCGUCUCCCGUUCCAAUUUGUCGAGCUGCCAACAACCUCCGGUAUACGGUCACCACCUCCACCCCCGUUUUCCAAAUGGAUCAAUAUCUGGGACGACGUUCCCUCCAACUUGUACCGCUGCUUCCCCGACCUCGUGUGUUUGCACGUCAUUGACCACGAGCUGACGCUGCGGCCCGACAUCACCGAGUUGCCCGCCCAGGGCCGUAGGUGGCUGACGGGUAGCCCCGACUCGCUGUUCGUGGAAGUGGUGGACCCGACGGACGGCACCUGGGUUUCUGAGCCUCCAGGUACGCCUGACUGGAAGGCCGAGUCAGGCCAGAUGGUGGGCGACUGGGGCGAGUCGUUGCCGUAUGGAGGUUAUAGCUCGGAACAGGAGCGGGAUACUGUAAUAGCAGGGGGUACGCGCCGGAAGGCCAAGUAUCAGCAACCACCAAGUCUGACCACGGUGCUGGAGUAUGUGGCGUAG
Messenger RNA from Chaetomium globosum CBS 148.51, 2025 nucleotides. RefSeq lists its product as uncharacterized. Bases 1 to 2025 code for a protein of 674 amino acids. The transcript is spliced from 6 exons. Lineage: Eukaryota; Fungi; Ascomycota; Sordariomycetes; Sordariales; Chaetomiaceae. The record is from RefSeq and is a predicted model, not a curated record.